This is a messenger RNA of Colletotrichum destructivum, 1968 nucleotides long. RefSeq names its product Putative zn(2)Cys(6) fungal-type DNA-binding domain-containing protein. NCBI's taxonomy places the organism in Eukaryota, Fungi, Ascomycota, Sordariomycetes, Glomerellales, Glomerellaceae. The transcript has 3 exons. Gene Ontology annotation, molecular function: DNA-binding transcription factor activity, RNA polymerase II-specific; zinc ion binding. The record is from RefSeq and is a predicted model, not a curated record. Bases 1 to 1968 code for a protein of 655 amino acids. Gene Ontology annotation, biological process: regulation of DNA-templated transcription.
AUGCAAGACAUCAGCAGAGACUGCGAUACGUCGUCUACCUCGCUCGGCCAGCGCCGAGGCAUCUCCGAUCUGGCGCGAUUCGCCCUUGACCUGACCUGGGCAACUCCUCCAAGAGCAGAGUCCGAGACUCCUGCUCGUCCCAGAGCAUAUCCCUCUCCGCCCAUGUCAGGGUCUCCUCCCCCUCCGCCCAAAGCAAACCCAGAGGCUGGUGACCGAGGGCAACUGCAUGGCAGCUAUCCGUCCACCACCAGCCCGCAAAAUGCUUACCGGGGAGGAUUGCCGCCAACGACGACGACAACGCCCCAGGCCGACCCCCGAGGGUUGCUUCCGCCGCCGCCGCCCCAGCCCCGAUCAUAUCACGCUGAGCAACAACACCACGAGAGGAUGCCUUACUCGUAUCCUCGACCCGACGAUCACCUGCGCAACACGCCGUCUGGAUACGCACACCUCGCGAGCCAGGCUCUGCAGCAGCGACCUCCGCCCUACAUGCAAAUGCCGGGUCAACCGUCGCUACCACAGCCGGCCGGAGGGCCCCAUCAACAUAACUAUGCGGCAGCUAUGUCGCAGACGUCCCAGGACAGCGCUCCUUACACGUCUCCCAAGACGCAGAGAAAAACAAAGGGCCAUGUGGCAUCGGCCUGUGUGCCAUGCAAAAGAGCCCAUCUUCGAUGUGACGCUCAACGACCGUGUUCGCGAUGCACGAGCAAUGGCAAGGAAGACGCUUGCGUCGACGUGCAACACAAGAAGCGUGGUCGGCCACGGCUGAGGGAUGACCGAGAUGCCCGUUACGGUCCCUCAACAUAUCAGCAUCCGCAGGAUACUGCAGCAACAGCAGCAGCAGCAGCAGCAGCCGCCGCCGCCGCGAGGAGGCCGCCGCCGCUGAGCCACUACUCGGCCGGCCCUCCUCAUCCCAUCUCAGGGUACGAUGACCCCAUCCGAGGCAGUCACUCCUAUCGUGUUCUAAAGUCUCAACCAAGCGAGCCCAUUGCGCCGCCGCGUUACCUCGACCGAGCCUCCAUGGCCGAUGCCAACAUGUACGCGCAGCCGCCGCCCCUCGCGGCGGGGACGCCCGAACCCGUCGUCUUCCUGACAAUGGAGCUGGAAAUGGCGCGCGCCUCCCCGGCCUUUGCCGAUGCCGUCGGGAUUCCGAGCUUGAGGGGACGGUCUCUCUUGGACGUCGUCUUGCCCUCUGAGCGCGACAAGAUCCAGAGCCACCAGCGGAGCAUGCAAGAUGAGAGGUCGAGGAAGGAUCCCGUCUAUCUGCCUCCCAUCUUUGGCAGGCAGGAGCAGGAGCGCGUCUUCGACUCUCUGCGCUUCGAGGCUGACGAGAUCUCGCGCUUCCAGCUGGAUCGCCAGGACUUCUUCGUCUUCGCCGCGAGCGACGGACAACCGCGGUCCUACUCGGUGCGGUUGGGUUUGGCGAAGCGGGAGUCCAUCUACUUCAUCGUCCUGCUCAUCAACGCAGCGCCGGCGCUCAGGUAUCCCUACCCGUCGCCGUCGCCCCACAUCAGAGAGAUGCCGUAUUCGUAUCAGCCUCAACAGCAACAGCAACAACAACAACAGCAACAACAACAGGUGUAUACACAGCACACACCCGUCUCUGCGACCUUUGAGCACGCGAGACCUCGGUUCGGCGAGAGCACACUCGCGCCGCGGCCAUCUCCUGGACAACCUCCCCACAUGACGACCCGCUUGAGCCCGGGCACCAGCCCCGGCAUGCCGUCGUAUGCCGCGUCGCCAAGCCGGCCAGACUAUGCCGCCGGUCCUUCGUCGUACCAGAUUCCUCGCAGUGAAUUACCGCCGACCACUCGGCCCCCGCAACCCUCUUUCCAGCUGCCGCCCAUCCGCGCCGGCCCCCAUCAACCGCCCCAUCCGGAGCCCUCCUGGCAAAGGGACGACCGGUCCGGCCGCGUCGAUAUCGGCGGUCUGUUAGAAAAGCCGGAUCCGCAGCAGCGGCGUCCGCAGUGA